UUUUUAAAUUUAGUUUGUGAAGUAGAAGAUGUCCGGAGAAGGAGAGAAGCCCAUUGAGACACCAGAGGAGGAGUUGGAGGCCAACUAUAAGCCACCACCAGAAAAGACUAUUGAAGAGAUCCUGGAGGCAGAUAAGGAGGAUGAGAGCUUACGGAAGUACAAAGAGACACUUCUGGGAGAGGCAGGAGAGAGGAAGAUAAUUGUUGAUGAAAGUGAUGAGCGCAAGGUGAUAGUUAAGCGACUGGCACUGUGUGUGAAUGACCGGCCAGAUGUGGAGCUAGACUUAACAACAGACUUGAAUGAACUUAAGAAACAGGUGUUCAUCAUCAAGGAAGGGGUUUCUUACCGGAUCCGGAUUGACUUCAUUGUUCAGAGAGAGAUAGUUCAUGGGUUAAAAUAUGUGCAGAAAACUUAUCGGCUGGGUGUGCCAGUGGAUAAGAUGACGCAUAUGGUUGGCUCGUACCCUCCUAAGCCAGAGCUGCAGAGCUACACGACGCCGCAGGAGGAGGCCCCGGCAGGGCUCAUGUCUCGCGGCACCUACACGGUCCACUCACUCUUCACUGAUGACGACAAGAAUCAACACCUCAAGUGGGAGUGGUGCUUUGAGAUCAAGAAGGAUUGGAAGGAUUAGAGGCAGCGAAGGGCAGUAGAGUGUACAUAAGCCAUGUAGAGGCCAACGAGAGGAGGAACAGUCGAUUUGUGCCUGAGAGUUUCCAAAGUGAGGUUAUGUUUCACGAUUGAGAUUAGAUUUUUAAUAGUAAGGUUAAAUUACUAAGAAGUGAGGUUACACUCAGAAAUCUUUGGCGACUAAUAAUAAUUUUACGAAAACUGUUUAUUUCUCAAUAUGUAAAGUAUUUUGUACCAAAAGUUUAUAUUUAAUUAAAGUGCAUUAUUUUUUAUUGGUUGGGCUCAAUAUUAUUGUAUUAAUCAAUUAAUGCCCGAGCGAUGUGCAAUUUGAAGUUAUUGAAGUCUAUUUUAUUAUUGUCUUAAGUAUUAUUGAAAUCAGUUAGGCAUUUGAGUAAGUCUUUGUUAUCAAUGCAACUUAUACAAGUUAUAUCCAAGCAGUAUUUUAUUAGAUAAUAAACACUUAUUUAAAUAUUCAAAAGUUCCGUAAAACCUAAGUAACUUGUGUAUCUCUAAAUGAAACCAUAAAUAUUUUGUAUAAAUGUACGGAAAUUUUGUCUGAUAAUAAAAGUCCCAUGUCAUUUUAGACUGCCAAUUUCACAUAAUCUUUUAGGUUUUUGUAGUUGUAGCAUUCCAAUAAAAAAACAUUGGGAGUGAUGGUAAUUUAUUAGUUUAUAUAAUUUUUUUAUAAAACUGCAUUUACAAACCAGCAAUGUCAUAGCUGGGUCAGAUAGGGAUUUUUAUAUAGUUUUAAAUCCAGCAUAGUAGUGUUUUAUAGUCCAACAAAUGUUUUUGUACGUUAAACUUAGUUAAAAAAAUGUAUUUAGUUUUUCAAAAAACUUACUACCUUCUUGCCUUUUCAAACAAAUGAAACUCCUUCUAAUAUUGAGUGCUUUCCAACCUUGACCAAGCAUUUCAACCAUCGUCUUUCACUUUUUAUAUUGAUAUGUAAAAAGAUACAAUAGAGUUCUGUUAGUCUGUAUUCCAUUAAUUUGAAAAAUACUUCAUACAGAAAAAAUAAGUCAUUAAAUUGUCGAAAUAUAGCAUAUUCAACUAGACAAAUUGAAAGUUUUCAACAGACCUGAAUCAAUCAAAACUUGACAAGUCCAGAUGAUCCACACUUGAAUCAUGGGAUGAUGAGAUGCAACGUGUUGCGUUUGAGCUCUGUAAACACACGCACUAUUAUAUUUAUUUUAUGUUAUAAGUAGAGAUUUAUGGUCUAGAAGAACAUUUCAAGUUGAUAGGGUUCAGUGUGGAUCAUCAACGAAACUAAGUGGAGGAUAUAGAAAAUAAUAAUUCCUCCAGGAAUGCAGAAAACUUUCAUCCUCAAAAUUUAUAAAUAACUUCACAAACAUUAUAAAUUAUUACAGUAUUGAACUGAAUAUGCUAUACUGGACCACAAACCUAUGAUUGUAAUAUGCAAUAGAGUCUUAUCAUUUAAACUGUUAAGGAAGUAGAUUGUGCCUUGGGAACGUAUAAAACUCAGACUAAAUAGAAAUAUUAGCAAAAUAUAAUCGUUACGGGAACGUAUAAAACUCAGACUAAAUAGAAAUAUUAGCAAAAUAUAAUCGUUACAGCAAUAACAGUUUUUAUAGUAGAAACUUUGUGGCUAAGUGCAAUGUAUAGAAAGUGCAAAUGGGCUAUUUCAACUCAAGUAUGGGUUGAGCAAGUAUAGUAACGUGUAAUGCAUGCAGUUUGAUUGUUGUUUUGUAUAAUUUUGUUCCAAUAAGUAUUUUCCAACCCAAAACCACCUCUUUGAAAUAGAUGGAACCAGGACAAACUGAUAUUAAUCACGACUUAGCUUUUAUUAUUUUAUGUAUUGUUCCUAAUGCAUAUAUUUAAUCAUUUAAACACUUAGUAAUCCUAAAAGACUUUGAUUCAAAUUACAUCACAUUAACAUUGCUCUAUUGUAUUAUAAUUUAGACAACAAAAUUGUUUUUGCAGACCAAACAAAAUGUGUUUUAACACUAAGCCUACCAAAAAGUGAUAUGAUAUAUUCUGAAUAUUUAAGAAUAUGGUUCAAUAUUUCAUAUAUUGUUGAAAUUUUAAAGUUAAAUAUCUCAAUACUGAAAUGUUAUAAUCAAUCUACGCUCGAAUUUACUGGAUACAUCAAUAAACAUUGUCUUUCCUACUCUUGUCAAUGAAGAUUUAUAAGUAUUUUAUAGACAAUAUAAGCAAAUGUGUAGGCCUAGAAAUAAUGUUUUGUUUAUUAUUAUCACUGUCAGUAUUGUUAAAGAGUUUACACUGUUGGUAUUUCGUAUGCAAUUUUAUGCAAUCCGUAUACUCAUUCAUCAAGUAAUAAAAGGUUACACUAGGACAUAGAUACUAGUCAAAUUGUAAAAAUACAAUAAAAUACCUGAUAGGUUAAAAUACUUUAUUACACUUUUAGAAGCCAUUUAAAUAUAACUUGUUUAAAACAUUUAAUCUUAUGAAUAGUUCAGUAAUUUCUGAAUUUAAAUAGUUGCAAAAUUAAAUGGUAUAAUGAUGUUUUAAAUAUCAAACUAAACUGUGUAAUGUAAUAAUAAUAAUAGCAAUAUAGAAAUCAUGGAAGGCAAGGUACUUAUACUUUAGACCCUUGGCAUGGGUCAGGGAUGUGCAGGUUUCUUUAAAGUUCCUUUUAAUACAAUCUUUUUAUAUUAAAAAAAUAUUAAUACAAUAUUUGUGUAAAAAGUUGCUCAAUCAUUUUUUUUACAAACUUCAAAUUAAUUUUGAUAAAUCAACAGUGUUAAGAGAAUUGUUUUCAUAACAAAUUUAAUAUAUUUAUUACAACUGUUCUUUAGAACAAAAGUAUUUCCUUUAAUUUGAGUAAUUUAUUUUUAUUAAAUUUAAUUAAUAAUAACUUGAAUAAAGAAAAGCUAUGUAUCAUAUUUAAGUGUUAAAAAAUCAUAUUUAUUUUUAUUGUGUUUUAUAAAAAAUAAAAACUUUGCAUCGCUAAUGGCAACUUUAUAAUGUUAGCUAAUACACGUAAAUACAUUAAAGGAAGAAUUAUUUUAAAUUUCUUUUGUGACUUAGAAUUUGUUUAUUGCUUUGCUCAAAGAUGGUUCCUUAUCUCUUGUUUGCAAGAAAAUUAAGCGCUUCCUUACGCCAUUCUGUUUAUCACCUUGUCGCCUUAUAUUCGUGAGUGUGUGUCAAUAAUAAUAAUAAUUUUUUAGAGCGCAGCAUUUCGGGCCUCUCAUUAGGCCAUUUUUAGAAAUGUGCGACAAUUCAGUUGAUUAUCAAGCAAAAUAAGUUUUUUACCCAUUGAACCAAAAAAAUUAUAUUUUAAUUUUACAAAUUCAUUUUCUAGUCAGUGUGGAUUUGAUAACUGAAGUAAUGUAGUGCUUUUGAAAUUAAAUUGUGUCAAAUACUGUGUAAUUUUAUUUGUUGCACAUUCAAUUGCUUUUUGGUUAAAGUGUGUCUGCUAUGACUGGGCAAGUAUUUGGUUCAAGGGUAAAAGGUUUAAUUGCUCAGGGAUUUUUAUUGUGAAAUAAAAAAUGAUUGUAAGCGCAAGUGAGCUUGGUGCUUCCGAAAAUUUAUUUUUUCAAAAUAACUUAUGUUGUAUUAAGCCUUGUGUCGUGCUGUAUUUUGUAUAUUAAAAUGUUAAGAAACAAAAAUAAAUAUAUAUAUUAUAUAUAUGUAA
Molecule: messenger RNA, 4243 nt
Organism: Homalodisca vitripennis (glassy-winged sharpshooter)
Lineage: Eukaryota; Metazoa; Arthropoda; Insecta; Hemiptera; Cicadellidae
Gene: RhoGDI
Product: rho GDP-dissociation inhibitor 1
Exons: 6
Coding region: 29-631 (200 amino acids)
Biological process (GO): Rho protein signal transduction
Cellular component (GO): membrane; cytoplasm; cytosol
Molecular function (GO): Rho GDP-dissociation inhibitor activity; protein binding
Source: RefSeq, a predicted model, not a curated record